This is a messenger RNA of Ceratitis capitata (Mediterranean fruit fly), 518 nucleotides long. RefSeq lists its product as uncharacterized. The record is from RefSeq and is a predicted model, not a curated record. Bases 73 to 384 code for a protein of 103 amino acids. The transcript is spliced from 2 exons. Lineage: Eukaryota; Metazoa; Arthropoda; Insecta; Diptera; Tephritidae.
AAGUUGUUUAUAGUAUUAACUUUGUCACCAAACACUUCAGAAGUUUCAAUCUUCAGUCGUUCUUUAAGCAAGAUGAAAAUUACCCUUAUUGUACUUAUCGCUGCCAGCGUUGUCAUGGCCGCUCCAGUUGAAGAGUCGUCGGUGAAGGAAAAGCGCGGUCUCGCCUUGGGCCUCGGCUACCACGCGCCGUUGUUGCCACUCUCCACCUCGCACUUGGUGGCACCAACUGUCUACCACUCAGCACCACUGCUGCAAGCCGCACCCAUCGUACACGCUCCGAUUCUUACGCAUUCCGCACCAAUCAUCACUUCGCAUGCCAUUUCCCAUUCCAUUUUGCCCUCGUAUCAUUUACCAGCUAUUUCUACUUUGCACCAUUACAAAUAAAUGAGGCGAAGGUGUAAAGUGGUAUUUGGAGAUGGAUUAAAUGAGAUCGCUCAUUUAAAAUGGAGGAUGGCUCAGAAUUAAAAGCUUAAUAAGUGUAUAAUAAUCCAGCAACAACGAAAAAGAAAAGCAAAAAA